Molecule: messenger RNA, 982 nt
Organism: Arachis ipaensis
Lineage: Eukaryota; Viridiplantae; Streptophyta; Magnoliopsida; Fabales; Fabaceae
Source: RefSeq, a predicted model, not a curated record
AUUACCAAAUAUGCCUUGACUUUGUUACUUUAUAUUUGACCUCUUUACCAUGCUUAUAUAUAAUAAUAGUUCACUAAUUUUGAUGUUACUACAUAUGCUUUUCCCCGAUCUUGGGCUAUUAAAUUCAUCACAUUCACAUCACAUCACAUCACAUAACCGCACUAUAUAAAAAUAAUGUUUGUGACUGCUAGUUCCUGUUCCUGUGUUAUGAUCACAGCUUCUUCCUCUGUUAUAAUCCAUAGCUAAAGUGGUGAAGGAGACACAUGUUAUAUUAUGUUCCACCUUUUAUGGUGUCAUCUGUCUUAAGUGGGUUUUAGUUUGCUUGAGAUUUGAUAGGAUGGGGAAGCUUGGUAGGAUGCUAGACACGUUCUGUCUUUCUUCAGGAUCAAACUCUUGUUUCUGUUUGAAUUCCAUGGAAGCUGAAGAUGAAUUCGAGAACAAGCCUUUGGUUGCAAGUGGCAAUAAUGAUCACAAACUAAGACUCAAGGAUGUCGUCUCAGGAAAACAGACUUUGGCUUUUCAACUGAAGCCUAAGAUAGUGGUGUUGAGGGUAUCCAUGCAUUGUCAUGGUUGUGCUAGAAAAGUGGAGAAGCAUAUCUCAAAGUUGGAAGGAGUGAGUUCAUACAAGGUAGAUCUAGAAACCAAAAUGGUAGUUGUUAUUGGCGACAUUCUUCCUUUUGAAGUAUUGGAAAGUGUAUCUAAGGUUAAAAAUGCAGAGCUUUGGAAUUCUCCACUCUGAAAACUGAUGAGGAAAAAACUUCUGCUCACAACACAACCACCAUCCUCAGCACCAGAUUCAACAACUCUUAUUUUAUCUCUCAUUUUUUUCUUUUUGUUGUUGUUAUACAUAGAAUAUCAUAAGAUUGAUACCCCAUGCCAAAUUAAAUGCCAUGCUCCAGCAAUUCUUUUGUAAGAAAGAAAAGUUAAAGAGAAACAAUGAAAAAGAGAGGCAUUAAUGUCUCUCCCGGUGAAAUUUCGCAUA